Messenger RNA from Colletotrichum higginsianum IMI 349063, 375 nucleotides. RefSeq lists its product as uncharacterized. NCBI's taxonomy places the organism in Eukaryota, Fungi, Ascomycota, Sordariomycetes, Glomerellales, Glomerellaceae. The record is from RefSeq and is a predicted model, not a curated record. The transcript has a single exon. The coding region runs from base 1 to 375 and encodes 124 amino acids.
AUGUUUCAACAACGGGACGGGCUGCUCAGACACGAGCAGUCCCGGCUCGCCUCUGCUCACUAUGCUCACCUUGCGGCCCGUGUCUGCCCGUUUGAGGAAAUUGGCCCUGCAGCUAAUCCCGCGGGCGUGGACACCAUCUCCGAGCUGGGAUUGGCACCGGCCGGCAUGCAACCGCCAAAGAACCCGAACCCGCCUCGGUUUCGCUCGAUUUGGAUGCCUCGCGACGCCGCGCGCCGUCUCGCGAGUCACACUCCCAACCCGCACUCGUACGAACUGACUUCAUCCCGCUCUUCGACCAGUCACGGUCUUCCUCUUUUUACGACGCUUGCAAGCCUCGUCGACGCCUCUCAAGAACCCCCUCACCCCAAUUCUUGA